Rubroshorea leprosula is the source of this 707-nucleotide messenger RNA. NCBI's taxonomy places the organism in Eukaryota, Viridiplantae, Streptophyta, Magnoliopsida, Malvales, Dipterocarpaceae. The record is from the annotation of a GenBank genome assembly.
ACACGGUUACCCAAGGGCGUAGUAAAUUCCCCAUGAAAUUUCAAGGGGAAAAAUAUGUCUCCAUCCUCGCCCCACAAGGAGAAAUAUUAUGAGAAUCUCCAUCCCCGUGGCAAGGAAAUCCGUGAAGCUCCGAGGGUUGCAGAGGAAAUUGCCAUUCCCAUUCCUCUCUAAUCGACAUUCUUCUAAUUUUCCUUCCCUUCUCAACUAUCCUUCAUCUCUCCAAUCAUAUAUCUGGAUUUCUCUGCACCUAGGACAUCUUGCUCUGCAUGGAGGCCACGAUGUUCGCACUCCAACCCUCCUCCAAUCUCAUAUUUGGAGUUUCUGUGCUCGGAGGCUAUCUCUUUUGCCUUUCUCGGAGCUAUCACCGUUGUCAGUUGGAAUUCUAAAGCUUGAUAAGUCUCUUUCAUUCUUUCCCUCUCCACUGCAAAUCAGAUCCAAGUUUAAAAGUCGAUUUUUGAGCUUUAUUUACAGCUUCGCUCAAGCUUUGAUGUCUUUUACGAUCAACCUUCAGCCUUCCCUCCAUUUCUCAAUGUGUGACGUGUAAACCAUAAUAGGAAUCAGGAAACCUAUCGUACUUGUGAGUUACUUUGACACUUUUUUUUUCUUUUUUGUCAUUGCUAUCGUUUGAUUAGUUGUUGCUUAAUUCCAGCCAUUUUUGAAGAUAGUACUUUCCUUUUGAUGAUGUAUAAUGAACUUGUAAGGUCCUG